ACACGGUAAUACUACCACUCCAUUACGCAACUUGCGGGCAGAGGAGGCUAGCGAUGAAUUUGUUACACUGCGCCGUGGUUCUAGCAGACAAGGAAAUGCAGAAAAAUCACCAACACCAAUAGAUAUGGGAGAAAUAAAAACAGAUACUCAACUGAUUUUAGAAGAGCUGCGAGCGCUUCGCGCUGAGAUGUCUGACUUCAGGAGCACAAUACAACAACUAACAGCUGAAAUCAACCAUAAUAAGCAGUGUAUAGAAGGCCUGACAUCGCGCGUCGAGACCCUGGAGCAGCGUCAGAACAAAAUAAUCCCCAUCACCGAGACACCCAACCUACAAGAAACUAUUUCGGAAUUGAAGCAAAACCUUAACGACAGAGAUCAAGAGCUCUUGCAGAAUGACAUUGAAAUAGCCGGGAUACCAGAGGAAAAGAAUGAAAAUGCUGCUCAUAUCAUGUUGACGGUGGCCAAUAAACUCGGAGUGUCUAUCGAUGAACGUGACAUAGUGAAUGCUGAGCGAGGGGGACCAUUACGAGCCGGGUCAUCACAUGAAACACCUGAUGCGCGCCCUAGGGUGCUCAUCAUCCGUCUGACCCGCCGCGCCCUGCGAGGGCAGCUGUUAGCAGCGGCCCGUGUCCGCCGGUCUCUGCAAACUGAUGGCCUGGGGCUGUCUGGUUCACCAAAAAACUUUUACAUCAAUGAGCGACUAACAAAGCAAAAUCGUCAUCUGUUUUAUAACGCCAGAGAAGCUGCCCGUCGUGAAAAAUGGCAUUACGUCUGGACACGGGAUGGCAGAAUCUAUGCUCGACGAGAACAGGGAGCUCCCCGUCAUCGCAUCAAAUCGGAAGCGGAUAUCAACAGGGUUUUUGGAUGUGGUGGUGUUCGCACGUGAUGGUGAUGUUGACAUUUGUGAAACACUUAACAUUAUAAUAUUAGUCAAUUUAAGAAAUGUACCUUAUGAGUUACUGUUUUUGUUUUUAAACGUUACUUGCUUGGAUUUGUUUUUAGGUAGACUGUGCCCAUGUGUGUGUGUUUUUUCAAUACAUUUAUUUCACAUUUUCUUUUACAAAACAGAGAAACUCUUUAUUAAUAUUAUGAAAAAUGGCUAACUCAAAGUUUAAAAGUUUGAGAAUAGGGCUAUUGAAUGCUAGAUCUCUCAACACAGGUGAGGAUGAACUUUUAAUUUCAAUGGCAAAUUUCAAACCCGACAUCUUAGCAAUUAAUGAAACAUGGAUUGAGCA
Ostrinia furnacalis (Asian corn borer) is the source of this 1235-nucleotide messenger RNA. RefSeq lists its product as uncharacterized. Lineage: Eukaryota; Metazoa; Arthropoda; Insecta; Lepidoptera; Crambidae. The record is from RefSeq and is a predicted model, not a curated record. The transcript has a single exon. The coding region runs from base 125 to 886 and encodes 253 amino acids.